GUACAGUAUUGUUCGCUUAGGUCUCAUUCUGCUCGAAGGAAGGAAACACCUGUUAAUUGGCCGCCUUCAUCUGAUUUAUAAGAUUCAUCCUUUUUCAUUCCUCUGCUAGGGUUAAAACAGACUUAGAGCAUGGCUAAUUUACUCGACUUCGGAGUUCUUUUAACUCUUCAGAAAGAUUUCAAAUCCUCUAGAAGCCAAAAUGGACACAGUAAACAGAUUCGAAUUUUAAUUCUAAACGAAAUGGAAAAACUGGAAAAAACCCUCUUCAGACUUGAACAAGGGUUCGAACUACAGUUUCGACUGGGCCCAACUUUACAGGGAAAAGCAGUUACUGUGUAUACAAAUUACCCAUUUCCUGGAGAAACAUUUAAUCGAGGAAAGUUUCGCCCCCUGGGCUGGGAAAAUCCAACAGAAAGAGAAGAUGAUUCUGAUAAAUACUGUAAACUUAAUCUGCAACAGUCUGGUUCAUUUCAGUAUUAUUUCCUUCAAGGGAAUGAGAAAAGUGGUGGAGGCUACAUAGUUGUGGAUCCCAUUUUAUAUGUUGGCUCUGAUAAUCACGUCUUACCCUUGGACUGUGUUACCCUCCAGACAUUUUUAGCUAAGUGUUUGGGACCUUUUGAUGAGUGGGAAAGCAGACUUAGGGUUGCAAAAGAAUCAGGUUACAACAUGAUUCAUUUCACCCCAUUGCAGACUCUUGGACUAUCUAGGUCAUGCUACUCCCUUGCCAAUCAGUUAGAAUUAAAUCCUAACUUUUCAAGACCUCAUAAAAAGUACACCUGGAAUGAUGUUGGACAGCUAGUAGAAAAAUUGAAAAAGGAAUGGAAUAUUCUCUGUAUUACUGAUGUUGUUUACAAUCAUACUGCUGCUAAUAGUAAAUGGCUCCAGGAACAUCCAGAAUGUGCAUAUAAUCUUGUGAAUUCUCCACACUUAAAACCUGCCUGGAUCUUAGAUAGAGCAUUUUGGCGUUUCUCCUGUGAUGUUGCAGAAGGGAAAUACAAAGAAAAAGGAAUACCUGCUUUGAUUGAAAAUGAUCAACACAUGAAUUGCAUUCGAAAAGUAAUCUGGGAGGAUAUUUUUCCAAAGAUUCAACUCUGGGAAUUUUUCCAAGUAGAUGUUUACAAAGCAGUUGAGCAAUUUAAAAGACUUCUUACACAAGAAAAUAGAAGGGUUACCAACUCUGACCCAAACCAGCAUCUUAGGAUUAUUCAGGAUCCUGAAUACAAACGGCUUGGCUGUACUGUAGAUUUGAACAUUGCACUAAGGACAUUCAUACCACAUGACGAUGGGCCAGCUGCAAUUGAAGAAUGCUGUAAUUGGUUCCGUAAAAGAAUUGAAGAAUUAAAUUCAGAGAAGCAUCAACUCACGAACUAUCAUCAGGAGCAGGCAGUUAAUUGCCUCUUGGGAAAUGUGUUUUAUGAACGACUGGCUGGCCAUGGUCCUAAACUAGGACCUGUCACUAGAAAACAUCCUUUGGUUACCAGGUAUUUUACUUUCCCCUUUGAAGAAGUGGCCUUCUCUAUAGAAGAAUCUAUGAUUCAUGUUCCAAAUAAAGCUUGUUUUCUGAUGGCAUAUAAUGGAUGGGUAAUGGGAGAUGAUCCUCUUCGAAACUUUGCUGAACCAGGUUCAGAAGUUUAUUUAAGGAGAGAACUUAUUUGCUGGGGAGACAGUGUCAAAUUACGCUACGGAAAUAAACCAGAGGAUUGUCCUUAUCUCUGGGCACACAUGAAAAAAUACACUGAACUAACUGCGACUUAUUUCCAAGGAGUACGUCUUGAUAACUGCCACUCAACACCUCUCCAUGUCGCUGAGUACAUGUUGGAUGCUGCUAGAAAAUUGCAACCCAAUUUAUAUGUAGUAGCUGAACUUUUCACAGGAAGUGAAGACCUGGACAAUGUCUUUGUGACUAGACUGGGCAUUAGUUCCUUAAUAAGAGAGGCAAUGAGCGCCUCUAACAGUCACGAAGAGGGCCGACUAGUUUACCGAUAUGGGGGAGAACCUGUUGGAUCCUUUGUUCAGCCCCGUUUGAGGCCUUUGAUGCCGGCUAUCGCACAUGCCCUGUUUAUGGAUAUUACCCAUGAUAAUGAGUGUCCCAUAGUGCAUAGAUCAGUGUACGAUGCUCUUCCAAGUUCCACAGUUGUUUCUAUGGCGUGUUGUGCCAGUGGAAGCACAAGAGGCUAUGAUGAAUUAGUACCUCAUCAGAUUUCAGUGGUUUCUGAAGAAAGGUUUUACACGAAGUGGAAUUCUGGAGCAGUGCCAUCAAAUCCAGGUGAAGUUAAUUUCCAGAGUGGCAUUAUUGCAGCCAGGUGUGCUAUCAAUAAACUUCAUCAAGAGCUUGGAGCCAAGGGUUUUAUUCAGGUGUAUGUGGAUCAAGUGGAUGAAGACAUAGUGGCGGUAACAAGACACUCACCCAGUAUCCAUCAGUCUGUUGUUGCUGUAUCUAGAACUGCUUUCAGAAAUCCUAAGACUUCUUUUUAUAGCAAGGAAGUGCCUCAAAUGUGCAUCCCUGGCAAAGUUGAAGAAGUAGUUCUUGAAGCUAGAACUAUUGAGAGAAAUACAAAUCCUUAUAGGAAGGAUGAGAAUUCAAUCAACGGAAUGCCCAAUAUCACAGUAGAAAUCAGAGAACAUAUUCAGCUUAAUGAAAGUAAAAUCGUUAAACAAGCUGGAGUUGCCACAAAAGGGCCCAAUGAAUAUAUUCAAGAAAUAGAGUUUGAAAACUUGUCUCCAGGAAGUGUUAUUAUAUUCAGAGUUAGUCUUGAUCCACAUGCACAGGUAGCUGUUGGAAUUCUUCGAAAUCAUCUGACACAGUUCAGUCCUCACUUUAAAUCUGGGAGCCUUGCAGUUGAAAACUCAGAUCCUAUGUUAAAAAUUCCUUUUGCGUCUAUUGCCUCUAGAUUAACUUUGGCUGAACUGAAUCAAAUACUUUACCGAUGUGAAUCAGAAGAACAGGAAGAUGGUGGAGGGUGCUAUAACAUACCAAAUUGGUCAGCCCUUAAAUAUGCAGGUCUCCAAGGAUUAAUGUCAGUACUGGCAGAAAUAAGACCAAAGAAUGACCUGGGGCAUCCUUUUUGUGAUAAUUUGAGAUCUGGAGAUUGGAUGAUUGACUACGUCAGUAGCCGGCUCAUUUCACGAUCAGGAACUGUUGCCGACGUUGGUAAAUGGUUGCAGGCCAUGUUCUUCUACCUGAAGCAGAUCCCACGUUACCUUAUCCCAUGUUACUUUGAUGCUAUAUUAAUUGGUGCAUAUACCACUCUUCUGGAUAUAGCGUGGAAGCAGAUGUCAAGCUUUAUUCAGAAUGGUUCGACCUUUGUGAAACAUCUUUCGCUGGGUUCAGUUCAAAUGUGUGGAGUAGGAAAAUUCCCUUCUCUGCCGCUUCUUUCCCCUUCACUUGUAGAUGUACCGUAUCGGCUAAAUGAAAUCACAAAAGAAAAGGAGCAAUGUUGUGUUUCUCUGGCCGCAGGCUUGCCUCAUUUUUCUUCUGGUCUUUUCCGCUGCUGGGGAAGGGAUACUUUUAUUGCACUUAGAGGCACACUGCUGGUCACUGGACGCUAUUUAGAGGCCAGGAAUAUUAUUUUAGCAUUUGCUGGCACCCUGAGGCACGGUCUCAUUCCUAAUCUUCUUGGUGAAGGAACGUAUGCCAGAUACAAUUGCCGGGAUGCUGUGUGGUGGUGGCUGCAGUGUGUUCAAGAUUACUGUAAAAUGGUUCCAAAUGGUCUUGACAUUCUCAAGUGCCCAGUAUCCAGAAUGUAUCCUACAGAUGAUUCUGCUCCUUUGCCUGCUGGCACACAGGAUCAACCACUGUUUGAAGUCAUACAGGAAGUCAUGCAAAGACACAUGCAGGGCAUACAGUUCCGAGAAAGGAAUGCCGGUCCACAGAUAGAUCGGAACAUGAAGGAUGAAGGUUUUAAUAUAACUGCAGGUGUUGAUGAAGAAACAGGAUUUGUUUAUGGAGGAAAUCGCUUCAAUUGUGGCACAUGGAUGGAUAAAAUGGGAGAAAGUGACCGAGCGAGAAACAGAGGAAUCCCAGCCACUCCGAGAGAUGGGUCUGCUGUGGAAAUUGUGGGCCUGAGUAAAUCUGCUGUUCGUUGGUUGUUGGAAUUAUCCAGAAAAAAUAUUUUCCCUUAUCAUGAAGUCACAGUUAAAAGAUAUGGAAAACAUGUAGCAGUCUCAUAUGAUGAAUGGAACAGAAAAAUACAAGACAACUUUGAAAAGCUAUUUCAUGUUUCAGAAGACCCCUCAGAUUCAAAUGAAAAGCAUCCGAAUCUGGUUCACAAACGCGGCAUCUACAAAGACAGUUAUGGCGCGUCCAGUCCUUGGUGUGACUACCAGCUGAGGCCUAAUUUUACCAUAGCAAUGGUUGUGGCCCCUGAGCUCUUUACUGUAGAAAAAGCCUGGAAAGCUUUGGAGAUUGCAGAGAAAAAAUUGCUUGGCCCCCUUGGUAUGAAAACUUUAGAUCCAGAUGAUAUGGUUUACUGUGGAAUUUAUGACAACGCCUUAGACAAUGACAACUAUAAUCUUGCUAAAGGUUUCAAUUAUCACCAAGGACCUGAGUGGCUAUGGCCUGUUGGGUAUUUUCUUCGUGCAAAAUUAUAUUUUUCUAGAUUGAUGGGUCCAGAAACUAGUGCAAAGACUAUAUUUUUGGUUAAAAAUGUUCUUUCUCGACAUUAUGUUCAUCUUGAGAGAUCUCCUUGGAAAGGACUUCCAGAACUGACCAAUGAGAAUGGCCAAUACUGUCCUUUCAGCUGUGAAACACAAGCCUGGUCAAUUGCUACUGUUCUUGAGACACUUUAUGAUUUAUAAUUGGUUCAUGGAUAUUUAUUAAGUAUGCAAUCACUUAUGGAAUACAAGGUCAUAAGAUAAUAUAAAUGCCUUAUAUACACAGACUCAAGUCGUUUAUUAUAAUAUUGAUGCCCAAUGAGGUAAGAUUAUGAAAGCAUUGAUUUUUUUGUUUUUGGGGGGUUUGUAGCUUUCCAUUAGAAUUAAAAAGAAACAUUAUAAUUACCAAUGGAAUGUUUCCUUUUGAGGUUAGUAAAUAUUCUAAAAUGCCUAGAAAUGAGUUUGAAAAGGAACAAUCAUCUAAUCUAUUUGUACAUAGGUGAAAAUAAAAUAUGACAAUGUAAUAGUGAAAUGGAAAGGUAUCUUUCAGGGGUGUCCAACCUGUGGCCCAUGGGCCUCAUGCAGAUUACUGAGGCCUAUUUUGCUUACUAUGGUGUCACAUAUUGCAAAAAUUAUGGACAGACCUUUUCUUUCUGCAUAUCAGCUUUCUUUUUUUUUUGCAGUUUCUGGCCGGGGCCGGGUUUGAACCCACCACCUCCGGUAUAUGGGGCUGGCGCCCUACUCCUUUGAGCCACAGGCACCACCCUUUAUCAGCUUUCUUUUAAAAUGGGUGGCCCAAGACAAUGUUGCUUUCUUCCAGUGUGCAGUACAGAAAGGUUGGACACCCCUGUCUUGUGAUAUUGUAUCUUCAGUAACGAUAUGUACUGAAUAAGCUGUGGCUGGUUAAUGUUCUCUCCAUUUACUAUAGUAUUCUUAACACUUUGCUCAUUGCAUUCAGUAAAUAUUUAAUGAAUAUUCAAUGAUGGAAGGUUCCACGUAUAUUCAUAAACGAAACACAGAUGUUCAAAAUACGCUUUUAUUUUUUCACUGACACAUUAAUAUUUUUAAUAUAAUGAAUGCCAGCAGGAUAUUUAACAUAAUUUACUGUGUUAAUGGUGCAUAAGAUGUGUGGAAAAAAUGCAGAGCAUCAGGAAAUUUCCUAAAAACGGUUUUGUAAAAUUAGUCUUAAGUUCUAGUUUUCUUAUAUGAGAUAGUUUACAUUUUUAAAAUGGAAAUUAUUGGACACAUUUAUGAAAAAUUUAAAGAAAAAACAUUAUAAUAAUUUUCUAAACACUUAAACUAUCUUUAGUUUAUGUACAAAAAUCUAUUGACAGAUUAUAGGUACUAGUUUCCCAUUACCCAAAACCUACGUUUACAAAUUUAGCACCAAGAACAGUCUUCAUAAACAUGCAGAUAAUUCAGUCAUUAUCUUGAAUCCAGUAAAAUCAUUUGAAAAGUUAUUGAAAUUUUUUUUAAUUGAAAAACCCAGGCCCGGCCAGGCGUGGUGGCUCACUCCUGUAAUCCUAGCACUCUGGGGGGACGAGGCAGGAAGAUUUCUUGAACUUAGAAGUUCUAGACCAGCCUGAGCAAGAAUGAGACCCUAUCUCUACUAAAAAUAGAAAAAUUAGCCAGACGUUGUGGUGGGCACUUGUAGUCCCAGCCACUCAGGAGGCUGAGGUAGGAGGAUUGCUUCACCCCCAGGAGUUUGAGGUUGCUGUGAAGUAGACUGACACCCUCGACACUCUAGCCUGGGCAAUAGAGUGAGACUCUGCCUCAAAAAAUAUACAUUAAUAACAAAUAAAUAAAUAAAUAACCCAGCUCACGGUGUUGAGAGCACUGAAUCCUAAUUACUGGACCACCAGGAAUUUGUUCAGAUACCUCAAAUUAAAUAUGAAAAGGUCACAAAAGGAAUAAGGUUCCUAACAUUUAUAUGAAUUGACACUUUUGAGUAGUACUACUUUUUUCCUAGAUGGAAGUUGGGUUUUGUUUUUACUGUUUUUGUCUCAAGAAACACUUAAAUUGGAUCAUUCUACUUUCAGUUAGAAGAAAGUAGUUGCAAAAUUCCUUUCCUCACUGUCUAAUAUUACUCAGUCAUUUAUUUAUAGCUAGUAAAAUAAUGGUACAGUAGUACUUUUCUUAGUGAGAGAUCACAUACCAAAUCCUUUAACUGCAGCUAAAAAGAAAAACAAGCCAACUGAAAUGUCUGUGCAGCAAAAACAUGUAUACAUAAUAUAUAAAUCUUGUCAAAUACCUGUGCUUACAAUUUGCUGUAAUAUUACUUGCCCACCCUUCUUCAAAGCUGACCUUCCUUUAGAAACAGUUUUAACUAGCUUAGUUUUCUGGUUUCCCAUCUUUCUUUUUUAUAAUUAAGUCAUAUAUACAUAGAUCGUGAAUACAUUUAUGCCUUUGUGGGAUUCAAUGUGUUAUUUGUACAAAUUGGAGUGCUUACAUCCUACUAAUUAACAUAGCUUUCACCUCAUUUACUUAAUCACAGUGUUAAAACAUUUGUGUUCUAUACUUGAUAGAUUUGACUUGUCUUAAAGCAGAUGAAAUCCUACAAAUUUAAGGACAUUUGUUACAGUAAUCUGAUCACUGUCUGUAGUGGAAGACAUCAGUGGAAACACAUUGCUUUCCAAAUAACCCUUCUUUAAUUUCUUCUUUGCUCAAUACAGGUAUAAACUUCUCUAAACCAUAGAGGCAAAAGGAGUGACCUCCCUUGAGAGAACCACUAGUUCAUCAAAGGUUUAUAUAGUUCUUAUGCUGUACCCUAACUUUUAUAGUAAAGGAGGUAUGAGCAAUAACAGAAAACAUAAUUAGCCAAAGCAAGAACUAAUAGCUGACAAUUAAAUAUGACCAAAAAAUAAACAAGUUGAUGAUUUAAAAAAUAUAGCCACAGGCCGGGGGCAGUGGCUCACGCCUAUAAUCCUAGCACUCUGGAAGGCCGAGGCGGGUGGAUUGCUUGAGCUCACGAGUUCAAGACCAGCCUGAGCAAAAGCAAGACCCCGUCUCUACUAAUAAUAGAAAAACUGAGGGAAGAGGAUCACUAGAGCCUGAGUCGGAGGUUGCUGUGAGCUAUGACGCCACGGCACUCUACCAAGGGCAACAGCUUGAGAUUCUGUCUAAAGAAAAAAAUAUAUAUAUAUACACACACAUACAUAUAUAUAUAUAUGUACCCAUCCAUAUUGGGUUAUCUAUAGCAGAGCAAAUAAAUACCCACCUUGGUAAAUUUAUAGAAUCUUUGGUUGUACUAGAAAACUAAGUGUUAUAUUCCUAAUGAGGAAUAUUAAUACAAGAACAUUGUUAUAUUCUGCAUGGUCUGUUUUAAAGUUUAAGAAGGCAUGUUACACAUUGUUCCAUCCACUGUAGUUAUAAUAACAAUUUUAGACUUUAGAAGGAAAACUCAUUUGACUAAAGAACACUUAUGCUUCAUUUUUUAGUGAUAGUGGACAAAAUAUUAUAUUACAUUUCGACAGUGGCCUGUGCCUUGAUUUUUAACUAAUCCAAAUCAAUCUCACUCUUUAAAAUGAGAAGUAAACUUGCCAGUUUAACAAGUAUGCUGUGGUUUUUAAUAAGUUUUUAAGGAUAAUUAAGGAAACACCAAACCUGUCAUCAUAUUUAUCAAUACUGUAACAUGUGAGUUGUCGUCCAUUUCUGAUAUGUCUAAGCUGCUCUGGAUAGUGGGCAAAUGUCAGUUAUGUCUGUGUGCCGGGAAAAUAAAAAUCUUUUCUAAAGGACCAUA
Messenger RNA from Nycticebus coucang (slow loris), 8332 nucleotides. It is a transcript of the gene AGL, whose product is annotated as amylo-alpha-1, 6-glucosidase, 4-alpha-glucanotransferase. Gene Ontology annotation, molecular function: amylo-alpha-1,6-glucosidase activity; 4-alpha-glucanotransferase activity. The record is from RefSeq and is a predicted model, not a curated record. Gene Ontology annotation, biological process: glycogen biosynthetic process; glycogen catabolic process. Lineage: Eukaryota; Metazoa; Chordata; Mammalia; Primates; Lorisidae.